This is a messenger RNA of Trachymyrmex septentrionalis, 332 nucleotides long. RefSeq lists its product as uncharacterized. The coding region runs from base 73 to 297 and encodes 74 amino acids. Lineage: Eukaryota; Metazoa; Arthropoda; Insecta; Hymenoptera; Formicidae. Gene Ontology annotation, molecular function: peptidase inhibitor activity. The record is from RefSeq and is a predicted model, not a curated record. The transcript has 2 exons.
GCCUCAGUGAACAAAUUAUACUCGAACCAAAUAUUUCGUAAUACAACGAAAGUAUUAAGCAAACAGAGUAAAAUGUCACGUAAAUACAUCAUCUUCACAUUGAUGAUCGUGAUGAUCACAUUGGUCGUUUCAAUUCAAGGAGAAUUAGAUGCACCAUUGCCCAAAUGUGAAAGCGGUUUUUCUUAUUAUAACGGAUGCAAUGGCUGUCUUUGUGAUUUAGCUGAAUCUAAGUGGUUAUGCACUACUAGAUGGUGUGGUGGCAUCCGUCUCAUUAAGCCUCCGUGUUUAUGUGAAUAAACUAAAUAUCCAGAGAUUCCAGGACUUAUGCCAAU